This is a messenger RNA of Helianthus annuus (common sunflower), 3226 nucleotides long. Its product is annotated as homeobox-leucine zipper protein ANTHOCYANINLESS 2. Gene Ontology annotation, biological process: regulation of DNA-templated transcription. The coding region runs from base 389 to 2824 and encodes 811 amino acids. Lineage: Eukaryota; Viridiplantae; Streptophyta; Magnoliopsida; Asterales; Asteraceae. The transcript has 9 exons. Gene Ontology annotation, molecular function: DNA binding; DNA-binding transcription factor activity, RNA polymerase II-specific; lipid binding. The record is from RefSeq and is a predicted model, not a curated record.
CACUCUCUCUCUCUCACACACACACUCUCUCUCUCCCUACAAAAUUCAACAAAUCUUUUUAUAUUUCUUUAAUCUCUCUCUUGAAGCUCAUGAUCCAAAACCAAAAGUCAAGCAUGCAGAUAGCUCUUUCUCACUCUCACCCUUUAGGGUUCCAAAACCUCUAAAACAUAAUCUCUCUCUCACACACACACCCACCACCAAGAAACCAACUUUCUCAUUUUCUUGUCAUUUUUCUUGCUUUCACUUCAUAUCUUGAAAACCCUAGAUCAUCUUUUUGAUGCAUCUGUUCAACAAUUUCGAAAAAAGAUUCAAUCUUUGAAGUGGGUUUAGGUUCUUGAAUCAUAAAGUUGGUUCCUUUAUUUAAAAAAAAUUAGUGAAGUAAAAUUUCAUGAGUUUUGGGGGUUUUCUUGAUAACAGUCACGGCGGCGACGGCGGUGGUUCCGGUGCCAGAAUCGUCGCCGAUAUUCCCUAUAACAUGUUCUCCAAAUCAAUGUUCUCUUCCCCCGGUCUUUCACUUGCUCUUCAAACGACGAUGGAGGGUGGUGGUGGAGGAGGUGGAGGUGGUGGUGAGGUUGGAAGAAUGCCGGAAAGUUACGAGACCGGCGGUGGUGGCGGCGGUAGACGGAGCCGUGAAGAGGAGCAUGAGAGUAAAUCCGGUAGUGAUAACAUGGACGGUGGUGGCUCCGGUGACGAUCCUGACGGCGAUGACGGAAAACCACCGAGAAAAAAAAGAUACCACCGUCAUACUCCUCAACAAAUUCAAGAACUUGAAGCAUUGUUUAAAGAGUGUCCUCAUCCUGAUGAUAAGCAACGUUUAGAGCUUAGCAGAAGAUUAUGUUUAGAGACAAGACAGGUCAAGUUUUGGUUCCAAAAUCGUCGUACCCAGAUGAAAACACAAUUAGAGCGGCACGAGAACUCGAUUCUCCGGCAAGAAAAUGACAAGCUUCGAGCAGAAAACAUGUCGAUUCGAGAGGCAAUGCGGAACCCUAGCUGCACGAAUUGUGGUGGGCCGGCGAUGAUCGGUGAGAUUUCGUUAGAAGAACAACAUCUUAGGAUCGAAAACGCUAGGUUAAAAGACGAAUUGGAUCGGGUUUGUGCGCUUGCCGGAAAGUUUCUUGGUCGCCCGGUGUCGUCGAUGACUCCGCCUAUGCCGAACUCGAGUUUGGAGCUUGGAGUUGGUGGACACCAGUUCCACCAACUCCAAGGCGGAGGUAGUGGCGGAGUGCUUAGUUCAAGCACCUCGCCACUACCUUUAGGGCCACCAGAUUUCGGUGUGGGGAUUUCUAGUGCAUCGUCGGUUGUACCGUCGUCGAGAGCGAGUAACAACAUGAUGGGGAUGGAUCAUUCUCUAGAGCGAUCGAUGUAUCUCGAGCUCGCCUUGGCUGCUAUGGAUGAGUUGGUUAAGUUAGCCCAAACCGAUGAGCCGCUUUGGCUCCGGUCUUUGGAAACGGGCCGUGGAGUUAUGAACCAUGACGAGUAUUCUAGGGUCGUUACACCGUGUAUCGGGUUAAAGCCGAAUGAUUUCGUUUCCGAGGCUUCAAGGGAGACCGGAAUGGUGAUCAUCAAUAGCUUGGCACUUGUUGAAACUCUAAUGGAUUCGAACAAAUGGGCCGAAAUGUUUCCAUGUAUGAUUGCUAGAAGUUCAACAAUGGAUGUGAUUUCAAAUGGUAUGGGAGGAACAAGAAACGGUGCACUUCAAUUGAUGCACGCGGAGCUACAAGUUCUAUCACCAUUGGUCCCGGUCCGUGAGGUCAACUUUCUCCGCUUUUGCAAGCAACACGCGGAGGGUGUGUGGGCGGUGGUUGAUGUGUCAAUCGAUACAAUUCGAGAUGGCCAACCGGCGUAUUUGAGCUGUAGAAGGCUUCCUUCUGGUUGUGUUGUUCAAGAUAUGCCUAAUGGUUACUCUAAGGUUACGUGGGUGGAGCAUGCCGAAUACGAUGAAAAUGCUGUUCACGAGCUUUACCGACCGUUGAUUCGCGCCGGGAUGGGGUUCGGUGCACAACGAUGGGUUGCUGCCCUACAACGACAAUGCGAGUGCCUUGCGAUUCUCAUGUCAUCUGCAGUACCUACUCGAGAUCACACCGCGAUAACGGCUAGCGGGAGGAAAAGCAUGUUGAAACUAGCACAACGAAUGACGGAUAACUUUUGUGCUGGUGUGUGCGCGUCAACGGUGUACAAAUGGAACAAACUGUGUGCAACUAACGUUGAUGAAGACGUACGGGUCAUGACCAGACAAAGCGUUGAUGACCCGGGUGAGCCUCCGGGCAUUGUUUUAAGCGCGGCUACCUCGGUUUGGUUGCCUGUCUCUCCUCAACGACUGUUUGAUUUCCUUCGCGAUGAACGGUUAAGAAGCGAGUGGGAUAUCUUAUCCAACGGUGGACCCAUGCAAGAAAUGGCUCAUAUAGCCAAGGGCCAGGAUCAUGGCAACUGUGUCUCUCUUCUCCGAGCUAGCGCAAUGAAUGCUAACCAAAGCAGUAUGUUGAUUCUACAAGAAACAUGUAUCGAUUCGGCAGGAUCGCUGGUGGUGUAUGCUCCGGUUGAUAUUCCAGCGAUGCAUGUGGUGAUGAAUGGCGGUGAUUCGGCUUAUGUUGCUCUUCUGCCAUCAGGGUUUGCGAUAGUACCUGACGGGCCAGGUGACCGUGGUGUGUCCGAGACAGAUAACGGUGGUGGCAGGGCUGGUGGAUCUCUUUUGACCGUAGCGUUUCAGAUCCUUGUGAAUAGCCUUCCUACUGCUAAGCUUACGGUGGAGUCGGUUGAGACGGUUAAUAAUUUGAUAUCGUGUACUGUUCAGAAGAUCAAAGCAGCCAUUGCAUCUGAGAACUAGUUUAUGGUGUUUUAGGGUUUUCUCGGGUGGUAUGUUGGCCGGGGUAGUGUUCGACGGUGGUGAAAUGUGAAUGAUAGUUUUUUUAAUGAUUUUUUUGAACGAGUCAAGAACGAACCGUGCUUGACAACCCUUGCUUUGUUGUAAGAAUCAGUAGGGUGUGUGAUUUUUACUGCGAAGCAAAGGUGGUGGUUCGGGCAUUGACUCGGUCAACCCUGUUUGAUAAGCCGGGUUGGAUUAUAAUGGGUCGUGUUAAAUGUGUCAUGACGGGUGUUUUCAGGUUUUGUUUUUUUUUUUUAUUUAUUUUUUUUUUGUUAAUUUGUAUGAAAGCUUACUCAUGUGCUUUUGAUAUUUUAUGGUUUAUCCUUUAUUUGUGGAUUGUUAAUAUAUCUGCUAAUUUUGUGC